AUGGCUUACUACGGUGUCACUAAGGACAUUCCCGUAAUAAUUCAUAAAAAAUUCAGGAACUUGGCAUCGGCGGAGGCAGCGACUCUUGCUCUGACGAACACGGAUGUGUCCGACAUAGAGACGAAACGCAAGAAACUUAAAGCCAGCAAGCCGUGUAAGGCUAAAAAAAAUCUCCCAGUUGAUUACAACAAGCAGUUCGUUGAUUCUUUGAAAACCAAUGAUGUGGUUUGUCAUAAACAAGCUGGGCCGAAUACCCUUGAAAUUGAACAGCCAGCAGGGGAAAUAAUAACGGAGAUAGAAGUUGAGGAAGCGACCGGGAACAUGAUUUCAAAUAACCUGCCGUCCCACAUAACAACGUUCGAAGCAUAUCCCGGUUCGUCAAAUCAAAUUGUGUCCUACCAGGAUAUAUCUCAGUCACCUGCUAACUGUUCGAUUCAGCCUUUGGUGGAACAUUUCGGAGCAAAUGAUGUGAAGACCCAAUUGAUAGUAGAAGGACCCAACUCGCCUAUGUCACAAGAUGAUGUUAUGUAUUCACAGAAUGAAAUAUUCUAUGUAGCUCCCCAAACUUCAACAACAUUGAAUAAAACGCCCAGCUCAGAUGACAGAAUUGUUCAAAUAAUCGAAAACUUAAAAGCACACAUCGAAACAACAAUUGAGAAGGUAGUCGAAUUCACUUUCUGA
Messenger RNA from Uranotaenia lowii, 681 nucleotides. RefSeq lists its product as uncharacterized. The coding region runs from base 1 to 681 and encodes 226 amino acids. The record is from RefSeq and is a predicted model, not a curated record. The transcript has 5 exons. Lineage: Eukaryota; Metazoa; Arthropoda; Insecta; Diptera; Culicidae.